AUGUUGGCACUAAUGGAUGGCCUGCCGACCCCUCAGCCUCAUUCCCCUCACAUUGAUACUGAAAAGUUGAGUUGGGAAGUGGAUGAGAAUGAGGACGAGGACGAGGACGAGGACGAGGAUGAGGAUGAGGAUGAGGAUAAUUAUGCUAAGGCGGCUUGUACCGUCAAUACCUACCUACCCAGCAUCUCCUAA
Messenger RNA from Botrytis fragariae, 192 nucleotides. RefSeq lists its product as uncharacterized. The record is from RefSeq and is a predicted model, not a curated record. The transcript has a single exon. Bases 1 to 192 code for a protein of 63 amino acids. Lineage: Eukaryota; Fungi; Ascomycota; Leotiomycetes; Helotiales; Sclerotiniaceae.